Molecule: messenger RNA, 597 nt
Organism: Nycticebus coucang (slow loris)
Lineage: Eukaryota; Metazoa; Chordata; Mammalia; Primates; Lorisidae
Product: 40S ribosomal protein S17-like
Exons: 2
Coding region: 146-550 (134 amino acids)
Biological process (GO): translation
Cellular component (GO): ribosome
Molecular function (GO): structural constituent of ribosome
Source: RefSeq, a predicted model, not a curated record
CGGCGCCGGCAGGACUACAUGUCCCACCGUUCUCUGUGAAGAGCGCCUGGUUUCAAUCCUGGAGCAGCGAGCGACGGCUCUUGGCAGCGAUCGGUUCUGUCGCUCUGAGUGGGAGCCUGGCGCCAGUGCCAGUGGACCUGCAAACAUGGGCCACGUUCACACCAAAACUGUGAAGAAGGCAGCUGGGGUCAUCAUCGAGAAGUACUACACCGUCUGGGCAACAACUUUCACACGAACAAACGAGUGCAAGGAGAUCACCAUCAUUCCCAGCAAGGAGCUAGGCAACAAGAUAGCGGGCUGGGUCACAUACCUGAUGAAAUGGAUCCAGAGGGGCCCAGUGACAGGCAUCUCCAUCAAGCUGCAGGAAGAGGAGAGAGAGAGGAGAGACAACUAUGUCCCUGAGGUCUCGGCCAUAGAUCAGGAGAUCAUUGAAGUAGAUCCUGACACUAAGGAAAUGCUGAAGCUUUUGGACUUUGGCAGUCUGUCCAACCUCCAGGUCACUCAGCCUACAGUUGGGAUGAAUUUCAAAACACCACAUGGAACUGUUUGAAUCUAUCUUCUGUAUGCUGUAAUAUUUUAAUAAAUCUGGGACAACAA